Messenger RNA from Meira miltonrushii, 676 nucleotides. RefSeq lists its product as uncharacterized. Bases 115 to 588 code for a protein of 157 amino acids. NCBI's taxonomy places the organism in Eukaryota, Fungi, Basidiomycota, Exobasidiomycetes, Exobasidiales, Brachybasidiaceae. The transcript has a single exon. The record is from RefSeq and is a predicted model, not a curated record.
CAAUACGCGUGCAGUGUAUCAAGCCAGCGCACGGUUAUUUUUGGAUGGCAGUGUAGAUUGAGCAUUGCAGCCUUAUCAUUCAAUCCUUCCCCACAUCAUUCACCACUAACACUCAUGGUGACAACAUAUGCUGAUCAACGAUCCAGUAAUGGAGCAGAAGGAAGUGCAUAUGGCAGUGGUGGGAAUAUGAGUCAAGAAAACAACGCUGGUGUAUCCUCCCUCUAUGCAACAUGCUCUCGUGUUCCACUCAUCAAAUCACCUGCAGUUCGUGUUCCACCACCGAUCACUCUACCAAACAAUCUUCAUCCACUUCCACCAAAUCUACAAGAAUACUUUGUUUAUCCGUUUAACUUGGAGCACUUCGUAUUGGAAAACGCAGACCGAAGAGAGAAAGCACGUAAGCAGGAUAUGCUCAAACGAGCACCCGGAUGGAAUGAAGAUGGAAAAGUGUUGGAGCCUACACGAAGACCGACUAGCAUGCAAAGCUUUGAUGAAUCACAAACACAACAACAGACGGGAAUCGGAAUCAAUGAACGUAAUGAGAUUGAUGAGAUUGCCGAUAUGCUGGAUCGAUUGGAUAAAACGUGAUCAAGCAAGCUGUAUAAUAUUUCCAUCUUUAUUGUAUUUUACUUAUAAUCAUCAUUUUGUGGCUGCGCUAGAAGCAAGAUACAUACAC